AUGGCUACGACUACAAAACUUCAAUUUGUUGAUCCGUCCGUGGCAUUUUCCCAGAUCGACCCUUCCAAACAGAUGCGUCUUGUUUCACUAUACUCGAGCCGCCAGAACUCAAUUACAUGUCAUCUCAACGUUGUUCCCAUCAACGAUCCGCCACCGUACGAAGCGUUGUCCUAUGUUUGGGGCAGUGCAGAGGAUCUACAGGUCCUAACUGUUGAUGGUCAUGCUUUUAGAGUCACAAAAAAUCUCCAUGCAUCUUUAGAACAUCUUUCGCUUCCCGAUGGAGCCGCGCGCGUCCUCUGGGUUGAUGCCAUAUGUAUCAAUCAGGGGCCCGAGCAGGAUGAUUUGAAGGAGAGAAGUCAACAGGUCCGGCUCAUGGGCCGGAUAUUUUCAGGCGCGACCAAUGUUAUUGCUUACCUGGGAGAGCCUUACCCCUAUCUGUUUGAGUCUUUGGAAUUCCUCACCGUUGCUGCUGGGGGUCAGCAGUCGCAGAUCGACCAGCUCACCCAGAGUGCCGGCUGCAACGUCACCCAAAUAUGCCACGGCCUGAUAUCUCUGUUCAACCGAGCUUGGUGGAACAGAGUCUGGACGGUUCAGGAACCCUUACGCGGCCGCAAGGUAACCUUCCAGCUCGGAAGACUCGAAGUUGCAGCCGAGAUGAUUCGUGACGCCAUCUACAAUAUUGUUACAUCAAAUGUUCGAACACCAUCAGCAUUUGCAGAAUUGGAACCGACUUCUGGAGAGACUCUGUCAACAGCAUUCACAAAAAUGGCAAUGCUAUCAUUGUCUUAUACCGGGACGUCACUUCUCAAUGUCCUAGGAGCCUUCCGAUACCGCGACUCGGCGGAUCCGAGGGACAAGAUCUAUAGUCUGAUGGGUCUACUGCCUGACACUGAGCACAUCGUCAAUAUAGACUAUACGAUACCUCCGGAACAGCUCUUUCAAGACUUCACCUUAGCCUGGAUCAGGAAGUACCAAAAUCUGAAAGUGCUCGGCCAUCUCCAUAAUCCAGAGCGUCGUGUGCACAAGAAGAUGCCAUCCUUUGCUGUCGACUGGGCAUAUCGGCCAAGCAUACAAUCCAAUGGUGCGUUGCACAACUGCAGUCUGCUCCAGAAUGAAGCGUUCAACGCAUGCAAAGGGUCCAAAGCCGCGUGGCAUCUCGAGUCAGUGGGACAAGUGCGCGCAACUGGGUUUAUAUUCGACUCCAUUGAAGAUAUUGGCGCUAAACACGUAUUUGAGUUUGGCAGUUCCUGGUCCACCAGGUUCAAAACACUUGAAGAUAUUGUGCGCACGGCAAACAAAAGGAUCGAGAAUGAUCAGCAGACACCGGAGCAAGCUCUCACAACUAUACGUCAUACCCUGUGCAUGGAUUGCAAACAGGAGGCAGGGGUAUAUAGCAGACUGCGCGGCAAGGACGACGAGCAUGUUCUGGAUGUAUGGUGGGAACGCACUUUCAAGCCGUCCUCGCCGGCCCACUCGAAUAUACUCGCUGGCGAAGGCGGCCCUAUAGAGACCACCGCAUGGAUUGCGUCGUUGGAAAGGAGCUUCAUCUUUACGGAGAGUGGAUACAUGGGGCUCGGUCCGGACUGGUGCAAACCGGGGGAUGCCGUCGCAGUCAUGGCUGGUGGAGACUUGCCUUUGGUCCUACGGCCUGUGAGUCGAAGGGUUGGCGACAGACUCGAUGGCAUCCCAACGUUUGAAGUCAUUGGUGAAGCAUAUAUCCACGGAAUCAUGGAUGGAGAGGCAUUGGAUAUCAAAGGAAGGGCUGAGUGCGAUUUCGAUGAUUUUUGCUUGAUAUGA
Molecule: messenger RNA, 1797 nt
Organism: Diaporthe amygdali
Lineage: Eukaryota; Fungi; Ascomycota; Sordariomycetes; Diaporthales; Diaporthaceae
Exons: 1
Coding region: 1-1797 (598 amino acids)
Source: RefSeq, a predicted model, not a curated record